Molecule: messenger RNA, 1257 nt
Organism: Diaporthe amygdali
Lineage: Eukaryota; Fungi; Ascomycota; Sordariomycetes; Diaporthales; Diaporthaceae
Exons: 3
Coding region: 1-1257 (418 amino acids)
Biological process (GO): carbohydrate metabolic process; chitin catabolic process
Cellular component (GO): extracellular region
Molecular function (GO): chitin binding; chitinase activity
Source: RefSeq, a predicted model, not a curated record
AUGGUCCUAUCAACAUCGUUGACUGCACUCCUCCUGGGGGCGGCAGUUCCUUUCGCAAGCGCCGGCGUCGUCAAACCCUGCAAUAAGCGCGCCACGAACUCAAGUGGACUGGUAGCCGCGACAUACUUCGCUGGUUACCACGCGGACAGAGGCUUCCCAGUGUCUUCCAUCCCGUGGGACAAGUACACUGAGAUCAAAUAUGCCUUUGCUGAAACCAACGCAGACGGUAGCUUAAACCUCACCAAGUCGAACCCCGAUCAGCUCCCCGUCUUCGUUUCAGACGCCAAGAAAAAUAAUGUGAAGGCGCUUGUAUCAAUCGGUGGCUGGACAGGAAGCAGAUACUUCUCAACGAACUUCGGAUCGGCGGAAAACAGGACAGCGUUCGUCAAGACCAGCCUGGACCUCGUGAGCCAGUACCAACUGGACGGCCUGGACUUCGACUAUGAGUAUCCCAACAGACAGGGUCUCGGCUGCAAUGCCAUCAACGACAACGACACCACCAACUUCCUCACCUUCCUUCAGGAACUCCGCCAGCAGGCACCAAACCUGACCCUGACGGCCGCCACCUCGCUGUUUCCCUGGAACGACGCCACUGGCGCCCGCUCUGCCGACCUGAGUGGCUUCGCCGAUGUGCUCGACUACCUCAUGAUCAUGAACUACGACAUAUACGGCGCCUGGGCCACGACCGCGGGCCCCAACGCCCCACUAGACUCAUCCUGCGAUGCCCGCAACAACCAGGGCUCAGGAAAGCUUGGCGUCCAGGCCUGGAUCGACGCUGGUGUCCCCGCCGACAAGAUCGUUCUCGGCCUCGCGGCCUACGGCCACGGCUUCCGCGUCAACGAGACGUCUGCCAUGAACGGCACAGACACGCUGCAGCUGUACCCCGCCCAGAACUCGAGCGACCGCUUCCAGGGCAGCAGCUGGGACGACGACCCGUCGAUCGACGAGUGUGGGGCGGCCUCGCCUCCCAGUGGCACAUAUCCUCUCUGGAGUCUGAUCACCGAGGCCAACUUCCUGGACGAGACCGCCAAGCCCCUCCCUGGCAUCGAGUAUACCUAUGACAACUGCAGCCAGACACCUUUCCUCUGGAACGCCACCAGCAACGUCUACGUGUCCUACGACGACGCCCAGUCUAUUACCGUCAAGGGACAGUACAUCGUGAACACCGGAUUGAAGGGCUUUGCUCUUUGGGAGGCUGGCGGGGACUACAACAACAUUCUUGUUGAUGCUGCGCGCAAGUCGACUGGGCUGUCUUGA